AUGGGGCCGGCUGUGAUUGCCGCGGUCGUGACUGCCGUGGAGAGACGGGAUGGCCAGCCGAACGGCGAGGAGCGUACGGCUGCCGCUGUGUUCGCCGGAACUUCUGUUGCUGACGAGGGCGCAGACAUGCAGGGGCACGGCCAGGCGGCGGGCGAUAGUCAGGGGCCCGCGAACAGCGCUCCUUCCGGCGUCUCGAAGGCGAAGCCGAAGAGGAAGCUGCGGGGUGACGCGCCCGCACUGUCCGCCGCCGCGCAAACGGCUUCGCACGCGCCAGCAACAGGGGCGCCGAACCUGGGCGGAGGUAACGGAGUGGCACAGGCUGCAGCGGUGGCACCAACGGGAGCAGGUGGGGACACUACGGCGGCAGCAGUAGGCACCAGACGCUCAGCAAGGCUCGGGGCGAUCACGUGGGGGCCGCCACGAGGCGGACGGACACCGUGGGUGCCGGCAGGCCGCGGCAACGGCGUGGUGGAAACGACGGGAGCAGCGGGAAGGGGACAACGCGGGGUUUUACGCGGGGGGACGAGAGGCGGAAGGGGAGGGCGCAAUCAAGCGCCUAGGGCGGAGAUACCAGUGAGGACCGCUCCCUGGCGAGAGCGCCACGAUAGGCCAGAGAGAGUGAUCCCGCAGGCGGAGAGGGAACAGGAGGCUUCUGACAACUAG
Messenger RNA from Closterium sp. Naga37s-1, 663 nucleotides. The record is from the annotation of a GenBank genome assembly. NCBI's taxonomy places the organism in Eukaryota, Viridiplantae, Streptophyta, Zygnematophyceae, Desmidiales, Closteriaceae.